AUGGUUGAUUCUCCAAAGCUAUUCCUUCUUCUCUGCACUAUUUUUUUCCUCUCAGGCGUUUCCUUCGCUGAUCCACCGUAUAAAAAUUGUUCAACAAGUAGUAAUUACACCAAAGGAAGCUCCUUUCAGAACAACCUUAACUACAUCCUCGGUUCUCUAUCCUCCAAUGCUUCAAUCUCCAAAUCUUACAAUGUCUCUUAUGGAGAGAACCCAGUCAGAGUUUAUACCCUCUUCAUGUGCCUUGACUAUGUUCCAAAUCAAACAUGCCAAGACUGCAUAGCCACGGCAACACAAGACAUUCUUAAACUCUGUCCCCAAGCAGAAGAAGCAGUUGUUUGGGAAGAGUACUGCCAAUUACGAUAUUCCAGCAAGAACUUCGUCGGAAAAGUGGAUGUCACAGGCAAAUUGGGAUUUGAUAAUCAACAGAACAUCUCAAAACCCAAGGAGUUUGAGUCUGAGGUCAAUGGGUUAUUGUAUAGUCUUACUGAGAAGGUAUCUUUCAAUGCUUCUUCUAACUUGUAUGCUGUUGGAGAGGCACCCUUUGAAGGGAAAACAAUACAUGGCUUAGUUCAAUGCACCAGAGAUUUAUCAGCAAGUGAUUGUGGCACAUGCUUGAAAAGUGCGAUAAGUUAUCUACCUAUUUGUUGUUAUUCCUCAAUCGGGGCUAGAGUUCUAAGUCGUAGCUGCUACUUAAGAUUUGAAUUAUAUGCAUUUUAUAAUGGUGAACCUGAUCCAAAUGGUUCAUUUGCAACAAGGGGAAAAAGUACAACAAACAAAGCAGGGAUGAUUAUAGGAAUUAUAGCAGCGACUGGCUUGGCAAUAGCGAUUUUAAGUUUCUGCGUUUACUUCCUUAGAAAGAAGAAGAAAACUCAGAAAAGGAAGGGUGGAAUAGACAGUCAUGUGAUGGAUCCUCAUAGCUUUGGGCAGAGAGGUGAAACUGUGUUCCAAAAUCACCAGAAUUUUCGUAGAAGAAAUGACAAGAUAGCUGAGGAUUUGCCUUAUUUUGAUCUUGAAACUCUGUGUGUUGCUACCAAAAACUUUUCUGAUUCAAAUAAGCUUGGUCAAGGCGGCUUUGGCCCUGUUUACAAGGGCGUAUUAAGUGAUGGCCAGGAAGUAGCAAUCAAGAGGCUUUCAACGGGCUCUGAACAGGGCUCAGAUGAAUUCAUAAACGAGGUUCUGCUCAUACUGAAACUCCAGCACAAAAAUCUAGUGAGGCUUCUAGGAUUUUGUUUAGAUGGAGAAGAAAUGCUUCUUGUUUAUGAGUUUCUGCCUAAUGGCGGCCUUGAUGCAGUCCUUUUCGAUCCAAGGCAACGAGCACGACUAAGUUGGAUCAAACGUAUUGAUAUAAUAAGUGGAAUAGCAAGAGGGAUUCUUUAUCUUCAUGAAGAUUCUCGAUUAAAGAUAAUUCAUAGAGAUCUAAAAGCAAGUAAUAUAUUAUUAGACCGCGAAAUGAACCCAAAAAUAUCAGAUUUUGGAAUGGCAAGAAUAUUUGCAGGAGCUGAAGGUGAAGCUAAUACUGCUACUAUAGUUGGCACAUAUGGAUACAUGGCUCCCGAAUAUGCUAUGGAGGGAAUAUAUUCUAUAAAAUCUGAUGUCUUUGGUUUUGGAGUGUUAUUGCUUGAAAUUAUCACCGGGAGGCGCAACGCAGGUUUCCAUCACUCUAAACAUGCUCCUAGCCUUUUGGCAUAUGCAUGGCAUCUAUGGAAUGAGGGAAGCGCACUGGAGUUGAUGGACCCUCUAGUAGCUGAUUCAUGCCCUGAAGAUCAGUUUCUAGUAUACUUGCAUGUUGGAUUACUGUGUGUUCAAGAAGAUGCGUAUGACAGACCAACCAUGUCUUCGGUUGUUUUAAUGUUGAAAAGCCAAUCACCAACUCUUGGUCAACCCCAAAAGCCACCCUUCUGUGUGGGAAGAAUCAUUGAUAAUGAUCAUCACGUGCCAGAAAAUGAACAUUGCUCUGUCAAUAACUUGACAAUCUCUGAUAUACUGCCCCAGUGAAUGGAUUUGAAAACUUCCUAGUCUAAUUUUUCCCCUUUUAUGUUGUAAUAUUGUAGUUAGAUGGCUUUCAGUCAAAAGCUGGACAUUCAAGUUGUAACUAGAUUAACAUUUUCUUAACGUGUAAACUAGGCUAAAUGGGUAUGGUUGUUAUUGUUGACCUGUGAAAA
Molecule: messenger RNA, 2162 nt
Organism: Neltuma alba
Lineage: Eukaryota; Viridiplantae; Streptophyta; Magnoliopsida; Fabales; Fabaceae
Product: cysteine-rich receptor-like protein kinase 10
Exons: 7
Coding region: 1-1995 (664 amino acids)
Biological process (GO): protein phosphorylation
Cellular component (GO): plasma membrane
Molecular function (GO): ATP binding; protein serine/threonine kinase activity
Source: RefSeq, a predicted model, not a curated record